UAUAUAUUUUUUAUAAUGUUUCGACAUAUCCUCAUUUUCUCCCUGGUGUUUUUACUACUGACUGAUGAGUCGGAUGCUUGGAGAAGAAGAGUUUUCAGAAGAAUUGGUAGAAGAAUUGGUAGAGCAGUUAGAAAAGUCGUAAAAGGCGCUGGAAAAGCAGCAGUGGCUAUUGCUAAGGCCAAAGCAGUUAUUGGCACAGUAAAGACAGUCGCGGCCGCGGUUGGGAAAAGAUCCGUUGAUAAUAAUGUUUUCACCAUAAAUGUCUGCAAUUUUUCGUCUUUUGAUCUGAAUGAUAACAACGUCAUCACCGAAGACGAAGUCGACACUCUCAUAGAAAUGACAGGCGCUGUGGAUUUAGACCAGUUCUUCGAAUUAAUUGAUAUCAAUAAAGAUGGACAGAUCACACUUCAGGAGUAUAAUGACUCAAACAUAAUAAUGGAAAGUUGCCUGGUGAAAUGAUAAUGACUUCAUUUAACUUUCCUUGUAUAUGUAAUGAGAAGAAUUUUCAAUAGAUUUUGUCCCAUUGUUUUUUUGAU
Molecule: messenger RNA, 536 nt
Organism: Saccostrea cuccullata (small rock oyster)
Lineage: Eukaryota; Metazoa; Mollusca; Bivalvia; Ostreida; Ostreidae
Exons: 4
Coding region: 16-459 (147 amino acids)
Molecular function (GO): calcium ion binding
Source: RefSeq, a predicted model, not a curated record